UUCCUUAAAGUGCAAUGUUUAACACAUAAGAAUUAGUUUUGUUUUUAAUUUAGGUUGAUAUAGUGAUGCUAAAUAUAUAUGUUUUUUUUAUUUGAAGAGAACCAGUAAAUUUAGAUGUUACCAUAACUAAUGUUAAUGCAUUGAACCUGAAGUGUUAUUCAUUUUCAAAUGUGUUGUUUCGAGGCAAUACACAUACCAGUCGACUGCAGCAUCUGAGAGACCCCGGAGAUGGAGCUUCUACCCCUGAGUAUGAUGAGUCCCGGGGCUCCCCUUCGUCUCCAAGCAGACCCUUUGUGGCUCCAGCGCCAAUCCGUGGAGGAGCAGGUGGAGCUGUGGUGGUUCAACGAGCCGCAUGUGUCUCUCCUGUGCUACUGCUUUUCAGUGGCCAUGGUUCUGAGCCUGGGCUCGGCUGGCGUGGGGCUCCUCUCGACUGCCUCCUCCGCCGCGGGGCCCUCGGUGCUGUGGCGCUUGGGCGUAGGUUCUACUCUCUGUCUCCUGGCACUGGUGGUCCUCAUGAAGCAGCUGCUCAGCUCUGCAGUGCAGGACAUGGGCUGCAUACGCAGCCGCAGACGCAUCGAGCAGCUGCGCAGUGGAGGAACGGUGGAUCCCGUGCUGUUGCUCUUCUCUGGUUUGGCACUGGUGGUGUGUGGGACUACACUUCUCAGUCUCACUCAGCUGGACAUGCUGCUCUCUGGCGUGACCCUCCUGGCCAGUGGGGGUGCUGUGGUCCUAGGUGUGAUGGCAUAUGGAGUGAUGGUUUAUGUGCAAGGAAGGAGAAACACGAGAAGGCGAAGACGACGAAGGGUGAGAGUGUAUACAGUGAUGGGGCAAAGGAACCGACCAUGGAGGGAUUCAACUUCCAGUCAGUCGAAUUUGUUGUGAAAGGAGAACAGAGAAUUCCAUCUGGCUCUGGUUCCUACAUGAUAUUAAGACCUAUUUGCACAAACUGGUGUGUAAAACACAAUAGGAGCUUCAUUCGUGCUCAUUUUACACCUGUUAUACCUGCAAUUUGGCUAGAAGACUUAUUUAUUGGCAAUCAAACACCUCCAAAUCAAAUGUUUGCUUUGCCAUUUCUCAUUUUGCAUCUCGACUUAUGAGUACCAGGCGAUGGAACUUAUAUUUGGAAGUCAAAAUGAUCAAGUAUGAAUGGUCCAUAUGGAAAUUAAUCACACUUUCUUAAGUCACACUUUCACUUUAAUCUUGAAUUGAAUACCUGGUUUACCCUUGUUCAACAAAGUUCACUCCCUUGAAUUCCAUAUCCCAGACUGCAAUGCGUUCAACUUUACCAUGCAUUUCCAAUCCGAUAAAUGAACAGAAACUUCUAGCACACUUGUAUCCAAAUUGUACUUUUCUGGAGAAGGGUAUAACUGCAGCCUGGAGAUCUCCAAAUAGGGGCGGGAACUCCAAAUCGGGGUGGGAGCUCCAAAAUAGGGCGUGGCUUCCUCCCAUUGAGAGACGGGUGCAUGACACGCAUGCACAAUUUCUCCCCCAAUCCACUUGAGUGCAAACUCCACCCCACAGAUGUUUCUGAAGUUUUUAUUGGUUGUGUCAGUUAAAGUGUUUCUUAAAAUAUGCAAC
Molecule: messenger RNA, 1578 nt
Organism: Carassius carassius (crucian carp)
Lineage: Eukaryota; Metazoa; Chordata; Actinopteri; Cypriniformes; Cyprinidae
Gene: tmem125b
Product: transmembrane protein 125b
Exons: 1
Coding region: 229-882 (217 amino acids)
Source: RefSeq, a predicted model, not a curated record